Messenger RNA from Lobosporangium transversale, 1713 nucleotides. RefSeq lists its product as hypothetical. NCBI's taxonomy places the organism in Eukaryota, Fungi, Mortierellomycota, Mortierellomycetes, Mortierellales, Mortierellaceae. Gene Ontology annotation, molecular function: oxidoreductase activity; dTDP-glucose 4,6-dehydratase activity. Bases 1 to 1713 code for a protein of 570 amino acids. The transcript is spliced from 4 exons. The record is from RefSeq and is a predicted model, not a curated record.
AUGAAUUCUCAGGAUGCACUUUUAGACGACAUUCAUACUGACCUUCUUGGACGCAACGAUUCGCCUGCUUCACUUGCUUCAUCUGGUGCAGCUUGUAACUUCGAUGGUGUCUAUACAAAAAGGAUUCUUUUGACAGGAGGAGCAGGGUUUAUAGGCUCUGCUCUUGUCAGGAAACUGGUCCUUAACUACCCGGAGUACUUUGUUCUUGUACUCGACAAGUUGGAUUAUUGUAGUUCUCUCAACAAUCUUUAUCCUUUCCUUCCCCCUGGAUCCCAUCCAAGGCACCCAUCUUCCAGUACAAUAGAUGAGCUAUUGAACGUCAAGACUACAUUAUCAACAGCAUCAGCUCAAGGAGCCAUAAAAAUGACAGAGAAUAGUGGUCGUACAAGCUUGAAACCAUAUCCAAACUUCAAAUUUAUCCAUGGGGACAUAACCGAUCUGGACACAGUACAGAAUGCUAUGAUGGAGUAUCAAAUUGAUACAGUCAUUCAUAUGGCCGCACAGACACAUGUAGACAAGUCGUUUGGAGAGUCUAUCGAUUUCACUACGAAUAACGUCUUGGGGACCCAUGUUAUGCUCGAGGCUACUCGCAAAGUGUUUUGUCCUCCUGUUCGUGGAGGCGAUGGAAAAUCAAUUAAUACUGUCAAGUCAAUAGAUAGCAUGAAGCGAUUUAUUUUUGUAUCCACGGAUGAAGUCUACGGAGCCGUUCCGUUUGGUCUGCCCGAUGCUAAAGAAGACGCUCCAUUGGCGCCUUCCAACCCAUAUUCUGCGACCAAAGCAGCAGCAGAAUGUAUGGUUCAGGCGUAUCACAAAUCAUUUCGUAUUCCUGUGAUCAUUACCCGAAGCAAUAAUAUUUAUGGACCUUUUCAGUAUCCAGAAAAGAUAUUUCCAAAGUUCAUCAUGAGUCUCGUUGAUGGCAACAACAUCAAUAAUGGCCUUAGUCAUAGCUACAUUAGCGGCGCCAAUAAUAUCAGCAAUGGUAGUAGUGGUUCUCAUGAUCACGAUAACAAAAGCAACAGCAACGGCAAGCGAUAUAGCCAUAGUGGUGGAGGAUACUGUUAUAUCCAUGGGUCUGGACGGCACUCUAGGACAUAUUUAUAUGUGACCGAUGUGGCCAAUGCAUUGGACGUGAUCUUGCACCGUGGUGAGAUUGGGCAAGUGUACAACAUUGGAGGUGGACAUGAAACCUGCAAUCUGGAGCUCGCUCAGGAUUUGAUCCAUCGCUUGAUAAUCCGGACUCCCGAUCGCUCGAAGGACAGCAUCAUUUCAGGUAGCAACAACGAUAUUCUGAACCAAUCGCAAUUACCUGAAAUUGGAGAAGGAUUAGUGGGAGUUGAAGGGCGUAGUCGGGACUAUUCAGGCCCUAGACAAGACGAAGUUGUUCAGCAUUUGAAGGAAUGCAAAGAGUGCUCUGAUAGGAUUGUUUUUGUUGAAGAUCGUGUUUUUAAUGAUGUUCGGUACGCUGUUGAUGUCAGCAAGCUUAUCAGUCUAGGAUGGUCUCCUAAAGUACCAUUCGAAAUUGGGAUUAGAAAAACAAUUGCAUGGUUUAAGGAGCAUGGUCGUACGUGGUGGGGAGAUAUUCAUCGAGCUCUUUAUCCUCAUUCUGUCAAGCUCUCCGCUGAAGAAUCAACAACAACAUCAGCUAUGCCAUCACCUUUACUAACCUCUAAACAUCUUUUGGAUUCUCAAAUUGAUCAAGAAGCUUCUGGCUAA